Messenger RNA from Marasmius oreades (fairy-ring Marasmius), 1811 nucleotides. RefSeq lists its product as uncharacterized. The transcript is spliced from 9 exons. Gene Ontology annotation, molecular function: iron ion binding; oxidoreductase activity, acting on paired donors, with incorporation or reduction of molecular oxygen; monooxygenase activity. The record is from RefSeq and is a predicted model, not a curated record. The coding region runs from base 112 to 1713 and encodes 533 amino acids. Lineage: Eukaryota; Fungi; Basidiomycota; Agaricomycetes; Agaricales; Marasmiaceae.
CGAAAACAAUAAGAAAGUUGACCGUCUAUGCCAUUGCCACCAAUUCUAAUAACAUAAUUAAUGCACCUCGACAAUUGACAAUAGAAGACCAUUUCCCCCUACUUUUCGUUCAUGUUCCUCUUCGUCGCCCCCUUCGUCUUACUCCUCGUUUUGGCGCUGAUCUGGGCAGUCAAAUUCUUUCUCAUACAACCCGUCUUUGAUCCUCUCCGCAAUUUACCAGGACCCGAGGCCUCCUUGUUCACAUCUCAUGCAGUUAAUGUGGUAGAUCCGCAAAGGAGCGUCAUAUAUAAUCGCAAAUAUCGAGAGGACUAUGGGAAGACGUUCAAGGUCCACGGUUUCGGAGGAUAUGACCUCCGUCUAAUGUCGUUCGAUGUCCGAACCAUCACCUACAUCCUAAAUUCACCCACAUAUGAGAAACCCAAGAUCAGUCGCGGGUUGCUGGCCACUUUCUUAGGACGGGGUAUCUUUACUAUGGAAGGUGCAGAACAUGCGUUUCAGCGUAAAAUCAUCGCACCAGCAUUCGCAACACAAUCAAUCAAGGAGCUGAUGCCAAUCUUCUUUCACGAGGCCCAGAGUUUGCGUGACAAGUGGGAAGAAUUGGUUCUACCUUCCAAAAGCACGUCGGAUGCCCCGGGACACACGUUGCUAGAUGUUUCUCACUGGGCAGCACGGUCCACCUUUGACUGUUUUGGGCUCGCUUGUUUAGAUUAUAAUUUCCGUGCUGUACAAGGAGAGACCGGGGAGUUAUAUACCGCCUUCCGGACAGUAUUCGAUUUGGUCAACGAAAAGAAGGUGUUGCGACUCGUAUUCCCGAUUUUAGAUCGAAUUUGGCCGGACCGCAUCGCGCGCGAAAUCAAGAAACAUUUGGCAGUUAUUUACAGGACUGGCCAGGAGGUUGUGGAUCGCAAGAGGGAAGAGAUCCAAGAUGAGAAAUAUAAAUCGAAGGAUUUUCUCAGCCUCUUGAUCAAAUCCAAUCUCUCCACCGAUUCCAACAAACGCCUCACGGAUUCUGACCUCCUCGACCAAAUAACAGCUUUCCUUUUCGCCGGUUCAGACUCCACCGGACUUUCCAUCUCCUUUUGCCUUCUCUAUCUAGCCGAACACCCUGAAUACCAAACCCGACUACGAGACGAGAUCGCCAGUGCUACAACGAACCAUGACAUCGCUGCAGGGGACUAUCCACCAAUAGAUUCCUACCCGUUCCUAAACGCCGUCGUCAGAGAGACACUCCGUCUCUACCCAUCAGUCCAUUCUACCAUUCGUGUCGCAACAAAGGACGAUGUCAUCCCUGUAUCCCACCCUGUUGUCAUGCAAGAUGGAACAGUUAUACCCGCCGGAGGGAGUUUCCCGAUUCGUAAAGGAAGUGCGAUACAUAUACCCAUUGAAGGAUUGAAUUAUUCGCAAGAUAUAUGGGGACCUGGUUCCCUUAAGUUCCGUCCCGAACGAUGGAUGUCUGACACAGAAUCACCAUCAUUCCCUGGCCUCUCCAAUGUUAUGACAUUUUCUCUCGGUGGUCAUGCCUGUCCUGGAUGGAGAUUUGCUCUUGCAGAAAUGAAGGUCUUCCUCAUAAUUGUACUCCCCCGUUUCCGUUUCCUGCCUGUUGAAAAUCAGGUCAUCAGGAGAUUCAACGGAAUCCUGACUCGUCCGUUCGUCAAAGGUCGAGCAAAGGAAGGCUUCCAGCUGCCUCUCAGGUUGGAAAGACUGGAAUCAUGAAAGGUUCAUAUUCAUGCUCACUCGGUAUGUGACUUGUCAGACAGGGUCCGGUAAAUAAUCCAUGCCUCAAUUCUUUCAUUUCCGCAAAGUUGCGCCCU